Molecule: messenger RNA, 945 nt
Organism: Terrapene triunguis (Three-toed box turtle)
Lineage: Eukaryota; Metazoa; Chordata; Testudines; Emydidae
Product: olfactory receptor 6N1-like
Exons: 1
Coding region: 1-945 (314 amino acids)
Biological process (GO): G protein-coupled receptor signaling pathway
Cellular component (GO): membrane
Molecular function (GO): olfactory receptor activity; G protein-coupled receptor activity
Source: RefSeq, a predicted model, not a curated record
AUGACAAACAUACAUGAGAGAAAUCAAAUGAACAUCACGGAAUUCAUCCUCCUGGGAUUUGGGGAUCUCCCUCAACUUCAUAUUCUUCUUUUCCUGGUGUUUCUAGUGAUCUAUGCUGUGACUGUGGCCGGGAACAUCCUCAUCAUUGUGCUAGUUGUGAUGGAUCAGCACCUUCACACCCCCAUGUACUUCUUCCUGGGGAACUUGUCCUGCUUGGAGACCUGCUACACCUCCACUAUCCUGCCCAGGGUGAUGGCCGGUCUCCUGACUGGGGACAGAACCAUUUCUGUUACCGGCUGCAUUGCACAAUUAUAUGUCUUUGGUUCUCUAGCAGGCACAGAAUGUUUUCUCUUAUCUGUGAUGUCCUAUGAUCGGUAUUUAGCGAUAUGCAAACCUCUGCAUUAUGCAGCAGUUAUGAAUGGCAGGUUGUGCCUCCAGCUAGUAGUUGGGUUGUGGAUAGGGGGAUUUAUGUCUGUUUCCAUCUUUAUAUUUAUGAUUUCACAAUUAACAUUCUGUGGCCCCAAUGAAAUUGACCAUUUCUUUUGUGAUUUUCGUCCAAUAAUAAAACUCUCCUGUACUGACACCCACAUGGUGGAAGUUGCUAGUUUCAUAUCUUCCUCCAUAUUCACCCUGCCUCCAUUUCUAUUGACGGUGGCAUCCUAUGUUUAUAUCAUUUCUACCAUCCUGCGAAUCCCUUCCACCACCGGGAGGCAAAAGGCCUUUUCCACUUGCUCCUCUCACCUCAUUGUGGUGACAAUUUUCUAUGGGACUCUCAUCAUGGUGUAUUUGGUCUCAGAGUCUGAUGCAUUGAGGGACCUGAACAAAGUGUUCUCUGUCUUCUAUGGAGUCCUGACCCCAUUGCUCAACCACCUCAUAUACAGCCUGAGAAACAAGGAGGUAAAGGAAGCCUUGAGAAAAGCUCUCCUUAGAUUUUUUGUUUUUUAA